AUGGCUUCCUUCUUUCACUUUGGCCGCAGCACGGACAGCGAUGAGAAAGACUACUUUAUUUUUAUCGGCAGCAGAACGCACUUUCUGCUAUCUCGCAGCUUGACGGAUCGCCUUCCGGAUGGUGUCUUCAGCGCCAUCGGUGCCGACAGGACGUAUUGGUUUGCAUUCGACCAGCAGCACGAGUGGUUCUCCUUCUUCAACGGCGCCGGCGGUCGGCUGGGCAACACCAAGACAGACUGGUCAUACCACCUCGAGCCUGCUCUGCGCGACUUCCUCAACGACAAUCGCGGAGAUAGUCCUCGGGCGGUCUUCGGUCCUGAUGGCACCUGUCUAUUGUGGACUCUCAAACAGCCCGAAAGGCUAGGCGCGAGCCGUACAGCCGGCCGAUGGUUCGAUCAGGGGCAGAAGGCUGAGAUGGGCCGUAUGCUCAAGAAUGAGUGGACUGGUCAGUCCACAGUGCCGAUUCAAUUUGCCGCACUUGGCGUGAGAGGGACGUACUACAUCCAGUUUGACGACGGUUCGCCAUCGAGAUAUGACUUCAGGAAGUACUACCAGAGUCUGGUUGAGUAUGUGAACCGUAGGAGACCUCAUAUCAUGUUCCUAGCACUACACCCGCAGGAUCCAAAUCAGUACUUCCUGAUCGAGAAGAAUGGCAACAUUCGCGCCCGGGUUUCGCCUAGGAUAUACGCAGAGUUGCGACCCGCUUUGGACAAAGAGAGACAGUACAACAAGAUCGAUGUUGACAUUUCUACUGUCAUGCCGAGAAGGCUCGUAAGCUAUCGAGUGGCGGAAAUGAGGCACACCUACUCGUACCCUUGA
Cyphellophora attinorum is the source of this 819-nucleotide messenger RNA. RefSeq lists its product as uncharacterized. Lineage: Eukaryota; Fungi; Ascomycota; Eurotiomycetes; Chaetothyriales; Cyphellophoraceae. The coding region runs from base 1 to 819 and encodes 272 amino acids. The transcript is spliced from 4 exons. The record is from RefSeq and is a predicted model, not a curated record.